Monodelphis domestica (gray short-tailed opossum) is the source of this 3846-nucleotide messenger RNA. It is a transcript of the gene CCDC80, whose product is annotated as coiled-coil domain containing 80. Lineage: Eukaryota; Metazoa; Chordata; Mammalia; Didelphimorphia; Didelphidae. The record is from RefSeq and is a predicted model, not a curated record. Gene Ontology annotation, cellular component: basement membrane. Gene Ontology annotation, biological process: positive regulation of cell-substrate adhesion; extracellular matrix organization.
UUCCCUAUGGAGUCCUCUCUCAACGUGUUGAAGUGGGAAGGAGGCGGUGUUCUGCUGAUCUGUUAAAUUCUUAGUGAAGUUUCUGAGAUUUCCAGUGGCUGCUGUUGUUUGACUUCGGUUUGGAGCAGGCAGAGCUGAGGUUAUCCUGACAUUUCUGGGACCGGAUCCAGUCAAAGGGAAGAAGAAGGAGGAAAAGGAAAACGAGAAGAAGGAGAAGAGGAAAGGAAGGUGGGGAGGAAUAAGCCGGAGACAGGAAAAACUGAAUAAGGGGGGGCGGGAACCGCUCUUUCUUCCCUAUCACAUUCCGGCGUUUCCCCUCAGUCUGGAAAUGUAUUGAUCCCGGUCCUUUGGCUCUCUGGAAACAAAGGGACUUGGCCAGAUUCGGGGGAGGGAAGCAUGAUAAGAAGGAGCACGGAACUUUAAAGACAGACGGAAAGUAGUUCCCCGAACAUCUGGGACUCCGCUCUUGCGGGCUGUGAUGUGUGCUGGAGCUUGUAAACGAGAGAUACGGAAACCAAAGCAGAACUUCAGGUAAAUGGAGAGACAAGCAUUUAAAAGGACAGUCCCCUUCACUUUAUUCCACUUGUCCAGAAGGUGAAAAAGAGAAAGAGGGAGAAAAGAAAAAUCAACCUAACUGGAAAUAAGUCAGCCUCUGGAGCGUGAAGCUUUUAAGUUUACAGUUGGAGCUGCUGCAGUUCCCUUACUGCUGCUCCUCUGCUGAAAGGAAAAAGAACUGGGAGGAGACUGAUUUCUUCGAGGGAACUGUCCGCAACUCAGCUUCAGGGUCCCCCUUCCCGGCCAAACUCUCCGCAUUCCAUCUCUAUGAGCUAGAAUUGGAUGACACAAUGAACUGGAUGAUGGAACGGGGCUUCACCAUGCUGCUGGCAAUGUGGCUAGUGUGCCAAUCAGAACCUCACCCCCAAACAGUGGCCAGAGGGAGCCGUGGAGCUGGGAAAAUGCUGCCAGUUUCCCAGGUUAAUGGUAGAUCACUUCGACUCCUGAGGCACACAGGGAGGGCCCAAGGGAGUGUGAGAGGCAUGCCGGAUAAUCCUGACCAUCCCAUCCUAGACAGGAGGAGAGCUGUGCCAGUAAUGAGACUAGCCCGCCCAACUCCCUUGCCAGUGCAGGCGAGAGUGGGUGGCAGCCGAACGAGGCAGGAACAGAGACCAACAGCCAAGAGCUCCCCUAGGGAGAUGGUAAAAGAUGAGGGAUCGUCUGCUCGUGCAAAACUGGUGCGGUUCCCAUCAGGGUCCAGCUCUCCCAACAUCUUGGCUGGCUUUGCAGGGAAAAACAGGGUAUGGGUUAUCUCUGCCCCCCAUGCCUCCGAGGGCUACUACCGCCUCAUGAUGAGUCUCCUAAAGGACGAUGUGUACUGUGAGCUAGCAGAGCGACACAUCCAGCAGAUUGUGCUAUUCCAUGAGGCUGGGGAGGAAGGUGGCAAGGUCAGGAGAAUCACCAAUGAGGGCCAGAUCUUGGAGCAGUCCCUGGAUCCUACUCUCAUCCCAAAGCUGAUGAGCUUCUUGAAGCUGGAGAAAGGCAAGUUUGGCAUGGUGCUGCUGAAGAAAACCCUGCAGGUGGAGGAGCGCUACCCCUACCCAGUUAGGCUGGAAGCAAUGUAUGAGAUCAUCGAUCAGGGCCCCAUUCGACGGAUAGAGAAGAUCCGACAGAAGGGCUUUGUCCAGAAGUGUAAGGCAGCUGGCUUGGAAGGACAGGUGGUUGAGGAAGGGAAUAAUGGAGGUGGUGGAGGGAGCAGAGCCAAGGUGGGCAGUGAAAAGAAGAAGGAAGAUGCUAGGAGAGGCCAAGUCCAGCCAACAAGGGAGAGCCGACUGAAGCAAGUCAAGAAGCUUGCCACCACAACAGUAGCUCCUCCUCCAACCGCAAGGGUCACCAUGCUUCCUCCAUCUCCUCCAAGGACCGCAGCCUGGACCACCCCACGCGUGGUGACUGUGGCAACCCGGCCCACCACCACGACUACCCCCUUUCCAACCACUCAGAGAACAUGGACUACCAGAGCUCACACCACCUCAACUUCCCACCGGCAACCUAUAGCAACUGAAGUGACGACUCCCAGGAGUACCUGGGAAUCGGAAGAUUUCUAUCCCCCCUCAAGGAAGGAUCAGCACAGGGAGAGGCAACAGACUACCAGGAGACCAAGCAAGACCACUGGCUAUGAGAGUCACACAGCAGCAACCCCCACAACCCCAGACCACUACACAAGGGCUGGUGUGAGCCGUUUCCGGGACAACCGCACAGAUCGGAAGGAGUAUGGCCCUCGGGAUCCAAAUGUGGUGCCAGGCCAGCACAAGCCGGGCAAGGCAAAGCCACCUAAAAAAAAGAUUCUAAGCAACGAGUAUGAGGACAAGUAUGACCCCAGCCGGCCGACUGCCUCUCAGCUAGAAGAGCUGGAAGGAGGGAACAUCCCCGCCAAGAAGGGGAAGGAGACCAAAAAGCAUGAGCGGCCUGACAAGCCGGACAAGAAGAAGAAGGCGAAGAAUGAAAAACCAGACAAACAGACCAAGAAGGACAAGGCAGAGAAAAAGAAUAAACAGGACAAAGACCGAAAUAAAAAGAAGAAGGGGAGCAAAGCAGAGCAUGAUGGGUAUCUGAAACCCACUACUAAGCUUUUCACACAGAGUUCCAAGAAGUCAGUGACUGACCUGCUGGCCUUUUUUGAAGGGAAAAGGCGGCUCAUUCUCAUCACAGCUCCCAAGGCUGAGAACAACAUGUAUGUGCAGCAGCGAGAUGAAUAUCUGGAGAGUUUCUGCAAAAUGGCAACCAGAAAGAUCUCUGUGAUCACCAUCUUUGGCCCUGUCAACAACAGCACCAUGAAAAUUGACCACUUCCAGCUAGAUAACGAGAAACCCAUGAAGGUAUUAGAUGAUGAGGACUUGGUAGAUCAGCAUCUCAUCAGUGAACUGAGGAAGGAAUAUGGAAUGACGUACAAUGAUUUCUUCAUGGUGCUGACUGAUGUCGACAUGAGAGUCAAGCAAUACUACGAGGUUCCCAUAGCAAUGAAGUCUGUUUUUGAUUUGAUUGACACCUUCCAGUCCCGAAUCAAAGACAUGGAAAGGCAAAAGAAGGAGGGUAUUGUCUGCAAGGAGGACAAGAAACAGUCACUGGAGAACUUCCUAUCCAGAUUCCGUUGGAGGAGGCGAUUACUUGUGAUUUCUGCUCCUAAUGAUGAAGACUGGGCAUAUUCACAACAGCUCUCAGCUCUCAGUGGACAGGCUUGCAAUUUUGGUCUGCGCCACAUAACCAUUUUGAAGUUGCUAGGCCUUGGUGAAGAUAUUGGGGGAGUUUUGGAAUUGUUCCCAAUCAAUGGAAGCUCUGUGGUUGAACGAGAAGAUUUGCCUGCCCAUUUGGUGAAAGACAUACGGAACUAUUUUCAAAUUAGUCCUGAGUACUUUUCCAUGCUUCUGGUUGGGAAAGAUGGAAAUGUCAAGUCCUGGUAUCCUUCUCCAAUGUGGUCCAUGGUGAUCGUAUAUGACUUAAUUGACUCCAUGCAACUCAGGAGACAAGAAAUGGCCAUUCAGCAGUCACUGGGCAUGAGGUGCCCUGAAGAUGAGUAUGCUGGCUAUGGUUACCAUAGCUAUCACCAAGGCUACCAGGAUGGCUACCAGGAUGAUUAUCGUCACCAUGAGGGUUACCAUCAUGGAUACCCUUACUGAGCAGAACUAUGUAAUCUUUGCCUCCUUUCUAUUUCCCAACCAAUGACCCCUGCAGCUGUUAAAGUCACUUAUGGCCAGCUAUGUAAAGAAAUUUCUUCAAACAGCUUAAACUGCCCUGCUUUUUUCUUACAGUGUUCAUCCAAGACUAAAUAAAUAGCAGACUUUUGCUUUCCCCAAA